UCCUCCACGUCCCGCCGUCAAAGCAGACGGACAUUUCGCGGUUGCGCUGAGCCACCGUUACUGCGCCGUCAAGUACCAAGUUUGGAGGCCAUUGAAGUAGGAAGUGAGUAGGUCAUUUAGCAGGCGUAGGAAAAGGGAAGGGAGUAAAAAAUUUCAGAAGGCCAAGAGAAGGGUGGGAAGACUUGUAUUAAAAAUUGAUAAUAAAUUCUGGUUUUAGUUUGAAAUGGGUGUCGGCACGGUGAAGAAUUGACGCGGGUUAUUCAUGGCAGUCUCGUUUAACGUCAACCGACUCGGAGUUUCACAAAAGAAAAAUUAAAUAAGGGGGAGUCUGAUAGAGACAUUUUGUCAAACAGUUUGCGUGCAUCCUCGUACGGAUUCGGGCGCCUUGCUGUCGAGCAGAAAUUUAAAAGAUUUGUACAGUUGGAAAUAUAAUUCAUGAGCAGGCGCCUGGACAGGCUUUCUGAAUGGAGGGCGCCAGAAUCUCCGUUGUUGGAAUUGCAGGGGUUUCUGAUUGAUUGGAUUGCACAAGCGCAGGUUUGGGAUAGUGGAGAUGUGGUUGGGGGUGUGGAGGGGAAUAAUUAUGGCGCUUGAAGGAUUUGUGUGUCAUUGACGGUUGUGGCAACUGGCUUAUUGUCAAGACGAGUUGGGGAGACGGAUAUGGGAAAGGCGGUGGUGGGCUGUGCUAUGGCUUGCGCCGCUGUGUCUUGUGCGGUGGCGGCGCUCUUGGUGGCGAGAAGGGUGAAGAGUCGAUCCAAGUGGAACCGCUUGGUCGGCAUUUUGAGAGAUUUUGAAGAGGGGUGUUCGACUCCUUUACAGCGGUUGCGCCAGUUGGUGGACGCCAUGGCCGUCGAGAUGCAUGCUGGAUUGGCUUCUGAAGGCGGCAGUAAGCUCAAGAUGCUGCUCACUUUCGUGGACACUCUUCCUACCGGGGAUGAGGAGGGAGUGUAUUAUGCCCUGGACUUGGGUGGGACAAAUUUCAGAGCAUUGCGGGUUCAACUUGGUGGAAAAGCAAAAAGAAUCAUGAAACAAGAAAGUACAGAAGUUCCAAUACCUGCUGGUUUAAUGAAUGGAACAACUGAGGGUCUUUUUGAUUUCAUUGCAGAGAAACUAGAAGCGUUUGUGCUGAGUGAAGAUGAUAGUUUACAGCCUAUUCCUGGAAGGCAAAGGGAGCUCGGCUUUACUUUUUCUUUUCCAAUAAAGCAGCUGUCUGUUUCCUCGGGCACACUCAUCAAGUGGACAAAAGGAUUUGCAAUUUUAGACACGAUUGGAAAGGAUAUCGGGGAUUGUUUACAGAAGGCACUUACCAAGAAAGGGCUAAAUAUGCGAGUUGCGGCUUUGGUGAAUGACACUGUUGGGACACUUUCUUGGGCACGCUAUCAAGAUGAGGAUGUCAUGGCUGCAGUCAUUCUUGGAACUGGAACAAAUGCAUGCUAUGUAGAACGAGCAGAUGCCAUAACUAAAUGCCAACUUUCAAAAUCUGGUGGAAUGGUUGUCAAUAUGGAGUGGGGGAAUUUCUGGUCUUCUCAUCUACCACGAACCAUUUAUGAUGAAGAUUUAGACAAAGCUAGUCUGAAUCCUGGCGAUCAGGGUUUUGAGAAACUGGUUUCAGGAAUGUAUCUUGGUGACAUUGUUAGAAGGGUAAUCCUUAGGAUGGCAGAAGAAUCAGAUUUUUUUGGUGAUUCAGUCCCUGAUAGUCUUCGCAAUCCAUAUAUCCUCAGGACUCCUUUAAUCUCAGCUAUGCAUCAGGAUGAGUCUGCUGAUCUGCAAGUAGUUGCUAGAGUAAUGAAAGAUAAUUUAGGGAUUUCCAAUAUCCCUUUUAAAGUACGGAAGUUGAUUGUGGAAGUGUGUGAUUUAGUCACUCAGAGAGCAGCUCGUUUGGCAGCUGGUGGCAUUGUUGGAAUACUUAAGAAGAUUGGCAGAGAUGGAGCUCCAGGCUUAACAGGAAGUAGUAGGAUGAAGAGUGACACAACAAAUAAGAUGAAGAGGACAGUUAUUGCCAUGGAUGGGGCUCUUUAUGAACAUUACCCAAAAUUUAGGCAGUAUUUGCAGGAAGCUGUUGAUGAGCUCCUCGGAGAGGAGACAGCUCAACAUGUUGUUAUAGAGUUAUUCAAAGGUGGAUCAGGAAUUGGAGCUGCUCUAAUUGCUGCUUCUCAUUCUACUUACUCAGAUUAUUAGUAGGCGCACCCUGAAGAGAAUUAUCAUUUUGGUCUGUUAAAUGAUUUCAGAAUUGUCAAUAUUCGAAGCGAUUCCAGUUCGUAAAGAAAUAUUCUUCAAUAUAAGCACACUGUAUUAUAGGUUGGUUACAGAUAGCUCAGGCUUUUACAAUUUGCAGGUUGUAUUUAUUUAGGCUUUUUCCUGAGCAUUUGCUCAGAUUUGCAUGUAUCGAUCUCUUGUAAAUGUGAGCUAUGUGUCUAUCAUCCAUUAUUUGGGAAAAAAAGCUAUUUUGUAAAAAGGAUUCAUUUCUGUAUUUAUUUUCCCCAAGGGAAGCAUCAGAUAACUGCUAUCGGUAUCAGAAUACUGAUAUAAGUCCAUGAAUCCUUCAAAACAGACAGUACAAAAAAUCUUUGUUUCAUCUGUGGGAAGUAUAAUGUGAAAAUGAUUCAUUUAUUUGUCAUUCUUAA
Molecule: messenger RNA, 2621 nt
Organism: Cryptomeria japonica (Japanese cedar)
Lineage: Eukaryota; Viridiplantae; Streptophyta; Pinopsida; Cupressales; Cupressaceae
Product: hexokinase-1
Exons: 9
Coding region: 658-2175 (505 amino acids)
Biological process (GO): glycolytic process; intracellular glucose homeostasis; glucose 6-phosphate metabolic process
Cellular component (GO): cytosol; mitochondrion
Molecular function (GO): ATP binding; glucokinase activity; mannokinase activity
Source: RefSeq, a predicted model, not a curated record